AUGGAUACACAAACAAAUACCAGACACUUUAGAGGUGAUUCUACAAGUCAUAAAACAUUAACUCCCAAAUAUUUGAAGUGGAAAGUCAAAUUAGAAUUAUCAAGCAUUUUUAUAUCAAACAAAACUCAAUCACCAAUUCCUAGCUCUAAUCCAAAUAAAAUUUAUCAAUAUGCCAUAGAACAUGAAAUAUAUCUUGAGAAAUUUUCAGUUAUUACAGAGGCUGAGAAAAAUAGGUGGACCAUGGAUUGCUUUCGUGCUGAUUUGGAAAGAGAUAUAUGCCUUUAUCAUGGAGGAUUAGAAAGGAAUGAAGAUACUAGAAAAUAUUACAAAUUUUUAACAGAUCGGGAAAGACUAGUUGGCAAAGAAUUAUUAUGUCACAGUAUACUAAAGAGUGGUUUAAGUAUUGCAUGGCUCAAUAAUCUUAUGGAAGAAUGGUAA
Diversispora eburnea is the source of this 438-nucleotide messenger RNA. NCBI's taxonomy places the organism in Eukaryota, Fungi, Glomeromycota, Glomeromycetes, Diversisporales, Diversisporaceae. The record is from the annotation of a GenBank genome assembly.